AUGCAUCAGGCUCUGCUUAUUUCCGAAAUCCUCUCGGAGAUAUUUGCGCAUGUGAAUGAGAAUCGGGGCUCACGGCAUGCUGGCAAGAAAGCAUCCCUUGAAGCGCUUGCCAGGACAUGCAAAGCUUUCUACGAGCCCGCGAUGGACUUGCUUUGGGCUGAUUUGGAUGGGAUAAUACCACUGCUAGGCUGUGUACCGAGGCUAUAUCGAUUGAUAUAUCCUAGUGGUUCAAAGCCGCUUACCUGGGACUGGUCUGAAGGAGUGGAACCAUUAUCUGAGCACGAAGCCCACCAAUUUCUGGAUCACGCCGCCCGUGUGCGCUCAUUAUGUAUAUCAUGCAGCGAGGAUCUCCACCUUUUCGCUGUACUCCCCAUCGAGACAUGCAUGUUUCCGAGACUGCUGUCACUGGCCUUUAUAGUUCGACGUCUUCAACAUAAAUACUUGUAUCUCUUUCUGUCCCCUACGUUGCGCCGUUGUGUCCUAUCAGUCAUUAAUCCGGAAUUGAAAUCUCUUGCAACUCGUUGUGCUGCUUUGGAGCACUUAUCUCUCAAGAUUCCUGAAUGGGAGCGGCAGUCAGCAGAUGAUCGAACCCUUCUGUCUGACAGUGUCCGUUUGUGCAAGCGGCUCGUAACUCUGUCCUGUCUGCCUCUCGACUGGGAAGCAUGGAAACACCUCUCCGACCUCCCUAGCCUUCUCAAAGUGUCAGUCCGUGAACCGCGCAGUGCUUCUCGUUGGUCAUUAAACCGGGAUAUAGUCAAUUUCGCACCUUUCCUCAACGUCACGACUCUUUCUUUCAAUGUAAACACGGCUGCGUACGCUAUCACGGUCAUGCAACAUUCAGAAUUCCCCUCGCUCAAAGAGCUUGAAAUGGUUGCCGAUGUUUUGCCUUGCGCAGAGGUUGAGCAACUCUGUCGUGCGCUAUCCCAGUGCAAAGCACAGGAGACCCUCGAACACAUUAGCAUAGCCUCCCAUGUUCCAAAAGUUCAUGAGCCCUCGUGCGACUCUUUGACAACGGUUACACAUCUUCUUUGUUUCACCCAUCUCCGGACUGUGCGGCUCAAUCUGCAUUACUGCAUCCACAUUGACAAUGACCUUCUUUUGGAAGUUAUGUCAAGUUGGCCGCACAUCCGCUCGCUGGAAUUGGUGGACUCGCAGAUGCCACCUGCAAUUACAUUCCGGGGACUAUUUGCAGCGCUCCCCCUGUGUCCCCACUUGCAUACGCUGCGCAUAUUAAUGGAUGCCGUGAAUAUCGAUAUCGAUCCUGCAGCCGAGAUAUUACAACAUACCACCCUACAGAAAUUGGACUUGACCCAGUCUGAUGUAGCGGAUGCAGAAGCUGUCGCUCGCAUCAUCUUUUUCGUCCUCCCUUGCGUCGACCGAAUUCUAACCCGGCGGGACCAUUGGAACGCCAGCAUGGUCUUCCAGAAGGAAUGGGACGAGGUCAACAAGCAUCUCAAUUAUCUUAAAUCUUCUGUGAUUGUUGGUUGCGAUAUCACACCAACAGUCGCGAAAUCCUGA
Molecule: messenger RNA, 1518 nt
Organism: Suillus subaureus
Lineage: Eukaryota; Fungi; Basidiomycota; Agaricomycetes; Boletales; Suillaceae
Exons: 2
Coding region: 1-1518 (505 amino acids)
Source: RefSeq, a predicted model, not a curated record